Penicillium bovifimosum is the source of this 447-nucleotide messenger RNA. RefSeq lists its product as uncharacterized. NCBI's taxonomy places the organism in Eukaryota, Fungi, Ascomycota, Eurotiomycetes, Eurotiales, Aspergillaceae. The record is from RefSeq and is a predicted model, not a curated record. The annotation marks the transcript as partial. The transcript is spliced from 6 exons.
UCGAAGGCGAGCGUUUCUGUCUGUGAUCGUGCGGGAGGCAGCAGAACGUGUGGUGGCUUGAUUGUGUGGCGACAGGGGUGGCUGAGCGUGGGGAGGCUCAAUUGGAUGGUGACGGGGGUGGCUGGUGGGUACCGUCGCGAAACUCGAAUCGAUCGAACGUCUCUGUUUGUGAACGUGCGGAAGGCAGCAGGACGUGUGGUGGCUCAAUUGGAUGGUGACUGGGGUAAGUAUCUUUCCUAUGUGGUUGGUGACCUUUGUCGCCACGACUCCGGUCGAGAAAUGUCUCUGUCUGUGAACGUGCGGAAGGCAGCAGGACAUGUGGUGGCUCAAUUGGUUGGCGACGGGGCCGGCAGGUACCGUCGUCACAACUCGAAUCGAUCGAAUGUCUCUGUUUGUGAACGUGCGGAAGGCAGACAGAGUCGUGUGGUGUUUCCCCCAACCAUGUGA